Molecule: messenger RNA, 1312 nt
Organism: Betta splendens (Siamese fighting fish)
Lineage: Eukaryota; Metazoa; Chordata; Actinopteri; Anabantiformes; Osphronemidae
Product: odorant receptor 131-2-like
Exons: 1
Coding region: 1-966 (321 amino acids)
Biological process (GO): G protein-coupled receptor signaling pathway
Cellular component (GO): membrane
Molecular function (GO): G protein-coupled receptor activity
Source: RefSeq, a predicted model, not a curated record
AUGCAGAAAGCAACUAAUGCUUCAGUCAAUGCCACUUCUAACAAAAGCCUUUCUGUGAUCAUCGAGGUGUGUGUGGUUGUACUCUUGUUUUGUAUCUUCUUUUUCUGCAUUGUUGUUAUGCUGCACAUCUUUGCAUCUCACAGACAGUUCCUAGACACCUCCCGUUACAUCCUGUUUGCCUCCAUGCUCAUCAGUGAUACUUUACAUGUCAUGUUCUCUGUGCUUCUCUUCCACUUGACCAUGGCUCAGGUUAAAGUUGCUCUUUGUCUAUGUUUUCCUCUGAUGUUCAUAUCUACUGCCACUUUCCGGAACACUCCCUUCAUCCUGGCUACCAUGUCACUGGAGCGUUACGUGGCCAUCUUCUAUCCUCUGCAGUGUCCAGCCGCCUGGUGCUCAGAUCGGAUCUGGAUCAUUAUUCUGGUCUUGUGGCUCCUCAGCUGUAUGUUUCCUAUCAUUGAGUACUCUAUAGGGCAACGUUACCCUGAUGUGAAUAUUCUUUUUGCACUUGUACUCUGCAGACCAGCUACUGUCAACACAUCUCCAAUUCAGGCUUUGUUCAGAACUGCUGUAAAUGUGCUCUGCUUUUCAGUAGUAGCCGUCAUCAUUAUCUUGACAUAUGUCAGAAUCCUCCUGGAAACUCGGAAGAUGAGACAGGACAAAGUGUCUGUGAGUAAAGCUACACACACUGUGCUGCUACAUGGCUUUCAGCUGUUGCUGUGCAUGUUGGCCUUUACUAUGCCUAUCACUGAAACGCUUAUAGUGCUUCGUGCAGGCUGGUCAGCAGAUGAAAUUGCAUUUUUUAAUUACGUUUGUUUUACCCUAAUCCCACGUUUUCUUAGUCCACUCAUCUAUGGCUUUAGAGACCAGACUCUCAGGAGCUACAUAGGUAAAAUAUUUUUGUGCUGCUCCAGCAAAGCUGAAUCCAGUGUCAGAGAUCACAUAAAAGACAACUUGUGUCCUUCCUGACUGAACAUUUAAACAAAUGCACAAAUGGGAUAUAAUGUUCUUGUGGAGGACCAGGAAGUCCUAAAUAUUAUUUUCACAAAUAUUCAUGAACACUGCAACACAACAUGUUCCAUAAUAUCUCACAAUAUCUUACAAUUUUUUAUUUGAGUGGGGACAUGCAUCAUAUUUGGACAAGGUUGUGCAGUCACACUGGGUAAAUUGUUUUGGGAAUAUAGAGCUUAAUGUCUGUCAUAAUGUGAGCACUUACAUGAAAACUAAAUUUAAACUAGACCUUCAGAAGAGAAAACUGCUAAUGAGAAAACCUGUAAAUGUUAUUACGUGCGCUUCCAAGUUAAAAACUACGACU